This is a messenger RNA of Paramormyrops kingsleyae, 760 nucleotides long. Its product is annotated as suppressor APC domain-containing protein 2-like. The record is from RefSeq and is a predicted model, not a curated record. Lineage: Eukaryota; Metazoa; Chordata; Actinopteri; Osteoglossiformes; Mormyridae.
UCGAUCCGGAUCUCUACGGUCUGCUCACCCUUUCCCAUUAAUGUUGGUUCCCAUGGUAACAAGGUGGCUCGGGUGCCGGGGCCUAGACGCUAGGGGUCUGUCGGGCAGCCUGGCGGCUUAUUCCACAGUCUUCAUUCCUCUGAGCAGCAGCCUGUACAGCGACAAGGCGCUGAAGUUUUUCCUGUGGCUGAAACAGAUGAAGGAACUAGAGCUGGAGAAAGACUCUUUGUUGGUUGGCCUGGAUAUGCUGGAACAGACCAAGAACUGGUACCAGGACCAAAUCUGCAACGUUACUGGGAGGCAGAGGCAAAUGGGCAAGAGUGCCCAGAACGCGGAGACGUUCUUGAAGCCCAGUCAGAGUCACCUGAAUGUCCUGCUACCCAAACUGCAAGAGGUCAACAGCUGCCUCAGGGACCUCAUGUCUUAUGGAAUGGCUUCUGUUCCACAACCCACUUUCCAUCAAGAACCAACCUGCCAAUCAGAAGCAGCUCCCCAUGUAGCCAACGUGUUCCAGUAGCGUGGCGGCUAAUGACUGACCCAGGGCUAACUCGAAACAAACUUUAUUUGCAUUGUAACCUGCCUCCACUUUAAUUCUUCUCUUGUGGGCUCCUCCCCCUUCCUGCAGGAGGUCACCAGUGAAACCAGUGAGAGAGGGGAUGACAGCCCUGUAGCGGGAGGUGUGAGCUCCGAUCCUUAAGCAGCACUCUGGACUCUUUGUUGGCUUGAGCCCUAUGGAUGACACCCCCCUGAGCCCUAUGGA